AUGAACAAAUAUAUUUUUAUUUGUACUUUGCUAAAUAUUUCGUUUUGCUUUUCGGCUUUGGCUUUACCUGAAGGAAGCAUAGAUAAUGAAAAGGUAUCAGUCUCUGAAUUUGUUGAAAACAACAAUAAUAAUGAGCCUCUAACAAGAGUUAAACGGAGGUAUGAUGACCGCUAUUGGACUCCCAGACAAGUUGUUGAAGCGAUUCUUUGUGUUUUUCUGCCCCCUGUAGCAGUUUUACUGCAUGGCGGCCCGGACAUGUUACUUCAUUUAAUCAUUAACAUUGUGCUUUGGAUUUGUGGUUGGAUUCCGGGUGCUAUCCAUGCAUUCUGGUACUGCUUCUAUCGUUAUUAAUCCAAGAAAACUGCGACUUUCGUUUAAACUUUCAAAAAAAUAUUUUUAAUUGCUUAUUGCAAUUGUUUGUUGUGAUUCUAUUGUACAAUUAUACAAUUUAUUUUAAUACAUAUUUUCAUCUGAAAAGGACAAAUCUUUAUUAUACGUUCUGGGGUGCACCUCAAUUUAGCCCCGACUCGUUGGAGCCCCGUCACCCCAACUUAUGUAGGGUGAAUAAUUUAUAAUAUUCUUGGCUACCACUGGGUAGAAAAUAAAAUACAUUACACGAUAACAAAAGAAUUCUUGACUGAUCGACAAAAAGGUUGAGAUCGAUAAAGUCUCGGAAAAUCACAUUUUUAAAGAUCACUUUUAUAAGAAUACUUUUGAUUUGAAAAUGAUUAAAAUUCGAUAAUUGGUAUAAUUGUACAAAAUCUAAUCUUACUACAAAUUGCACUUUUUUACAUUUUAUUGAACAUUUUUAUUAAUUAUUCUAAUUUACUUGCAAUAAAUACACAAAAUUUUUAUUUAAUUUCUUUUUUAACGAUUCUCUACAUAGCCUCCUUAGUGCCACCAUCUUCGUUCCUUCGGAAAUUGUGAACUUGAAGAACUUCAGUCAGGAAAUGACGGAAAUCAACUAUAUAAU
Messenger RNA from Meloidogyne enterolobii, 973 nucleotides. The record is from the annotation of a GenBank genome assembly. Lineage: Eukaryota; Metazoa; Nematoda; Chromadorea; Rhabditida; Meloidogynidae.